This is a messenger RNA of Coccinella septempunctata (seven-spotted ladybird), 4032 nucleotides long. RefSeq lists its product as uncharacterized. The coding region runs from base 1 to 4032 and encodes 1343 amino acids. NCBI's taxonomy places the organism in Eukaryota, Metazoa, Arthropoda, Insecta, Coleoptera, Coccinellidae. The record is from RefSeq and is a predicted model, not a curated record. The transcript has 2 exons.
AUGGCGACCGUGACAGGACCCUCUAUUACAGGUAUGGAAAAAACCAAGAAAGCCUUAGCUCUACAAAGAACAGCUUUGAUAAGGAUCUAUGAUAAGUUGAAAGAAGAUUUCUCCAAAGAAAAAUGCGAUAUCCUAGAAAUACAGAGUAGCAUCAAAGUCUUGGAUGAAAUAAUGCUUCAAGUAUCUGAACUGAAUCAACUCAUGAUUGAUAUAAUGUUGGAUGCAGGAGAAGAAGAAGCGAAUAUGAAUGCAGAAGUGCAAUUGAUGAAUACGAUGAGUUCUCAAUAUCACAAGAUAAAAUGUAGUUUCGAUAAGUUAAUAUGUCAAAGCAGUGUCUCCAAGAAAUCAGAAUCCAGAAGCAAAUUGAAGAUUCCCAAACUUCAAUUCAGACAGUUUGGUGGUGAAACGAAAGAUUGGCUUGGAUUUUGGAAUCAAUUCAGCAGAAUUGAUGAAGAUUCUGAUAUAGAAGAGGAGGAUAAACUACAAUAUUUAGUUCAAGCUACCACACCAGGCUCUCGAGCUAGACAAAUUGUGGAAAGUUACCCUGCUUCUAAAGGUAACUAUGUUAAAGCAGUGGAUAGUUUGAAACAAAGAUUUGGAAGAGAAGAUUUGUUAAUAGAAGUUUAUGUCCGAGAACUUCUCAAGCUAGUUUUGAUGAAUCUGAAUACCAAAAAUAAACUAUCCACAUUUUUUGACAAAAUUGAAUCACAAUUGAGAGCAUUAGAAAGUCUGGGUGUAAAAUCAGAUACCUGCGCUGCGAUGCUAUACCCUUUGGUUGAAUCAUGCCUAGGAGAAGAUUUAAUACGAGCAUGGCAUAGAAGUCAGUUCUAUUCAUCAGAGUGCAGUUUGAAGAAGCGUCUUGAUGCUCUCAUGAAUUUUCUGAGAGAAGAAGUGAUGAACGAAGACAGAAUUCAUCUCGCGGUGUCCAGUUUCAAAGACAGACGAAAGCCUGAAGAUAGGAGCAUACGUACUAGUUCUAAUGUACCCACUGCUUCUGAAUUGUACAACAAAGGAGUUCCACGAUGUGUGUUUUGCAAAAAUUCACAUUCAACUGAUCAAUGUAAGGAAGUGUUGAAACUCAGUUUUGCAGAAAGGAAACAGAAAUUGUCAGAAAAUGCUUGUUGCCACCUAUGCACCAAAUUUGGUCAUAUAGCUCGAAGAUGCCGCUCUCGAGAAAAAUGCCACAGAUGUCAAGGUAGACAUUGUGUUAUUAUGUGUCCCAAAAACGAUGUCGAGUCAUCAUCGAGUUCUAAUGAUAGGAAUUUGAAACAGCCAAACUUGAAAAUUGAUGAACACAGUCUGUCCAACCACACUUUUCCCGAAAUUUUUUUGCAAACCAUAGUAGUAGAACUGAAGGGGGACAAAGAAUAUCGCCGAGUAAGACUCUUGAUCGAUACUGGAUCCCACAAGUCAUAUAUUACAAGAAAAAUUGCCGAAGAGAUGGGGUACCCUCCAGUUCGAGAAGAACAGCUAGUACAUUCACUUUUUGGAGGAACCCAAACUGAAUCUGUGAGUCAUAGAUGCUUCAGAAUUUCUCUACAAAGUCUUACUGAAGACUACUGUUGCAACUUCGAAGUUUUGGAUCAACCAUUGAUUUGCAACCACGUAAGCUCAGUGAAAAAGGGACCUUGGCUGGAUGAACUGAAACGAAUGGGAGUAGAAAUUACUGACACUACAGAUGGGCCAAUUGAUGUUUUGGUUGGUGCCGACAUAGCCGGAAAACUUUUUUCCGGACGUAAACAAGAUUUGGAUUGUGGACUUGUAGCGGUUCAUACAUUACUAGGUUGGACACUCAUGGGAAAACUGAAAUCAGAAUACUCAUCUAAGACAUCCCUUCUUGUAACUUCGAUGUUUUCAAAAAAUGUGGCCAUAUGUGACUUAUGGAAUCUAGAUGUCCUUGGUAUUCAAGCUCCUGAAAGAUCUGAAUCACAACGGGAACAAGAAAAACUUGUUAUGGAACAUUUUCUAGCAACAGUUAAACGAAGAGAUGACAGGCGAUAUGAAGUGUGUAUGCCUUGGAUUGAAGGUCAUUCCCCUUUAUCAUCCAAUUUCGAUUUAUCCUAUAAAAGACUCCUCCACACUGUGAAAAAGUUAAAAAGGGAUAAUUUCUACAACGUCUACGAUAACGUCUUCGACAAUUGGUUAGCUGAAGGAGUUAUAGAAUGUUCGUCAGAAAAUGAACCUCUUGAAACAUCAUCUCAGUCUGGUCAUUUUUUACCUCAUCAUCCAGUAUAUAAGCCCAGUAGUACCACAACACCUGUACGUCCAGUUUUUGAUGCUUCGUCAGGAGCAAAGAAUCAACCAUCUUUGAAUCAGUGCCUUGAGAAAGGAAUCAACCUCAUUGAAUUAAUUCCAUCUAUGAUUCUACGUUUCCGCUUGGAUAAGAUAGGAAUCACAGCUGAUAUAAGAAAGGCAUUUCUUCAGAUUGGAUUACAAGAAAACGAUAGAAACUUUCUGAAGUUUCUUUGGUAUGAUAAAAACGGAAAAAUAAAAAUUUAUAGACAUGCCCGUGUCGUAUUUGGAGUAACUUGCAGUCCUUUUCUAUUGGGAGCAGUCCUCGAAUUUCAUCUGCAGGAAACUCUAAGAGAAUCAAUUCAUGAAGAAAACUCCUAUAGUCCCGAAGUUAUUUCGAAAUUAUUGAAGUCAUUUUACGUUGACAAUAUUCUUAUAAGUGUACAAAACGAAGAAGCUCUCAACCAAUUUAUUGAACAGUCAACUAAAAUUCUGGCUGAUAGAAAGUUCGAGUUGAGAGGGUGGGAGCAUUCUUUGCCAGAAAAUGUCGAAGUCGAAGCAAAAAGUAACAUCCUUGGACUCAUCUGGAAUCGUAAAUUGGACACCUUAGAACUUUCUCUAGAAUGGUUUGAUAAAAUGGAUGUAGGACUGAUAACUAAACGAACUAUAUUAUCUGCAGCACACAAACUGUUUGAUCCAAUUGGUUUCUCAUGUCCAGUGACACUGAUCCCAAAAAUUUUGCUCCAAAGGACUUGGUCUACGAAAUUGGGAUGGGAUUUGGAAGUUGAUGAAGUAGUUCAAGAAUUAUUCCUGAAGUGGUUACAAGAACUACCCUAUUUGACAUCCGUUAAGAUUCCUCGGUGGAUAUCUUUAGAUUCCACUAUAUUGACCACUCAAUCUGUACAUGUUUUCUGUGAUGCAAGUGCAGAUGCCUAUGCAGCUUACUGGUACCAUGUUCCUGGUGAUAUGAAUCCUGCAGAUCUUCCAUCACUAGGAUGUUCUGCUAAAUCACUAGCUGAUGGAAGAUGGUGGGAGGGUCCAAAAUGGUUGUGUGAUCCAAUUUCCCAAUGGCCUAGUCAGAAUUUUGAUAGUAAUGAAGAGGAAAUAAACUGCGAAAGAAGAAAAACUGUUGUUUCCUCGUUGCCGGUGUCUAAAGAUUUUGUAUGGUACUACAAGUACUUUUCGAAGUUCAGCAAAAUCGUCAAGAUGGUUACAUGGAUCAAACGAUUUGUCAAUAAUAGCAGAAAGAAAAAUACUGAAGACUCAAAAUUUCUGACUGUCGAUGAACUGGAAGUAUCAAGAAAACUAGUAAUUCGUUUCAUACAAGAAGAAAGUUUUGAGUCUGUAGAAGAUCCCAAAUUAUCAUCAUUAUGUCCCUUUACUGAUAACCAAGGACUGAUCAGAUUGCGAACAAAAAUUUCAGAUAGAACUGAUGCAGAGGAUUUUCGUAUGCCAUUUGUAUUGCCCACAAACCAUGAAGUUGUGAAACGUUUGAUUUUCGAAGAACAUAUAAAGAAUAAUCAUGUUGGAGUACAAGAAUUGAUGAGUAUUCUUAGAGCGAAUUAUUGGAUUCUUAAAAGUAGACGCACUAUUAGAUCCGUUAUCAGUAGUUGCAUCUCUUGUAAGCGAUUUAGAUGCAAACUUCUCAAAUGUCCUGCCAUAAGUUUACCAGAAAAGAAAAGCGAUAAUCAUACCAAAGGUGAAGGGGAGCAGUUAUCAAAAAGAUUGUUAACUAGAGAUCCGGUAGUUAGAACGAGAUCAGGAAGACCUGUAAAAGUUCCUGAAAGAUUUGAACAUUGA